AUUAUGCUCAAUUAAAAAAGUAUGCCUACUAUAGACGAACUACUGCAUUUCAUUCCUGACCAAGCCACAAGAAAUCCAGACCUGCCAUUGUCAAAAUCUUAAGACGCCAUGGAAGAACCUCGCAUGCACAUAGCAAUGUAUGUCUGGCUAGCUAUGGGCCACAUAACCCCAUGUGUUCAACUCGCAAACAAGUUAGCCAAAAGAGGACACAGAAUCUCCAUCUUCAUCCCCACAAGAACACAAUCCAAAUUACAGCAUCUGAAUCUUCACCCUCACCUCAUCACCUUUGUCCCCAUCACUGUUCCUCACGUUGAAGGCCUUCCUCUCGGUGCAGAAACAACCUCGGACGUGGAUCGAUCUCACCACCCCAUUCUCAUGACUGCCAUGGAUCAUACAGAGAAACAAGUCGAGCAUCUCUUGGUUCAGCUAAAGCCCAACAUUGUUAUCUUCGACUUUACACACUGGCUGCCAGAUCUGGCUCGACGAUUGGGAAUCAAGUCGGUUCAAUACUCUGUUACUGGUUUAUUACCGUCAACUUUUUCAGCAUACAGAGAAAUGCAAGGCCAGGCAAGGAAUAAUCCAUCUGGGUUUCCUGAUUUGUCGUCUAUUAUAAGGCUUCACAAGCAUGAGGAAAAAUCCUUUCAGAGUGUCAAGGAAUUAGAGUUUGGAAGUGGUGUUCUAUUCCUUGAUCGACUUCAGAUGGGCUCACGCUCAUCAGACGUAAUUGCGUUCAAAAAUUGUAGAGAAAUAGAGGGUCCUUUUGUGGACUUCAGAGAAAAAGCUGGGGAGAAACCUGUUUUGCUGUCAGGACCUGUUAUACCAGAGCCACAAACUUCUCCUUUGGACCCAGAAUGGGAUCACUGGCUGGGAGGAUUCAAGCGUGGUUCUGUUGUUUACUGUGCUUUUGGAAGUGAAUUCAAUUUAGAGCCUGGUCAAUUCCAAGAAUUGGUGCUGGGUCUUGAGCUAUCAGGGAAGCCAUUUUUGGUAGCAGCGAAAGCUCCAAAAGGAUACGAGUCAGUAGAAGCGGCUCUUCCAGAGGGAUUUGAAGAAAGGGUCAGAGGAAGAGGAAUAGUGCAUGGAGGCUGGGUUCAGCAGCAGCUAAUAUUGGAACACCCAUCAGUGGGUUGCUUCAUUACUCACUGUGGUGCUGGUUCUAUGUUAGAAGCACUGCUCAGCCAAUGUCAGCUUGUGUUACUCCCCACCGCUCUUAUUGAUCAGGUCUUCAAUGCAAGAAUGAUCAGCCAAAGCUUCAGAGCCGGUGUUGAAGUGAAGAAAGGAGAAGAAGAUGGGCUCUUCACAAAAGAGAGUGUCUGUGAAGCAGUGAAGGCUGUGAUGAAUGAAGAGAGUGAGAUUGGUAAAGAGGUCAGAGCAAAUCAUGCUAGACUCAGAAACAUCUUGCUCACCCCCAACUUUGAGUCCAGUUAUAUUGAUAAUUUUUGUCACCAGCUUCAAGAUUUGCUCAAAUCAUCAUGAUUCAUGUUCAUCAUCAAGUGGGGAAGCAGUAUUAGUCUGGCUAAAUUAAUGCCAAGCGUGUGUGAUGGUAGUUUACAUAUGCACCCAAGGAAUGCACAAUUAUAAUAAAGUGCUUGAUUUAGACAAUUUCGAUCCCUCCUGUAUAAAUAAAAUUAUGUUUACCUUCGAUCCCUCCUAUAAAUAAAAUUCUGUUAAUGAGAA
Messenger RNA from Prosopis cineraria, 1674 nucleotides. RefSeq names its product cyanidin 3-O-galactoside 2''-O-xylosyltransferase FGGT1-like. The coding region runs from base 109 to 1473 and encodes 454 amino acids. The transcript has 2 exons. The record is from RefSeq and is a predicted model, not a curated record. NCBI's taxonomy places the organism in Eukaryota, Viridiplantae, Streptophyta, Magnoliopsida, Fabales, Fabaceae. Gene Ontology annotation, molecular function: UDP-glycosyltransferase activity.